Chenopodium quinoa (quinoa) is the source of this 704-nucleotide messenger RNA. RefSeq names its product probable aquaporin NIP5-1. The transcript has 2 exons. Lineage: Eukaryota; Viridiplantae; Streptophyta; Magnoliopsida; Caryophyllales; Amaranthaceae. Gene Ontology annotation, molecular function: channel activity. The record is from RefSeq and is a predicted model, not a curated record. Bases 147 to 704 code for a protein of 185 amino acids. Gene Ontology annotation, cellular component: membrane. Gene Ontology annotation, biological process: transmembrane transport.
UCUUGAUCAAACUAACAUCUAUCAAUCAUACGUAAAAGAGUGUUAUUGUGUUAAGUACAACAAAAAAAGAUAAAGUUUACGUACUACAUAUUUUGAAUAAUAAUUAAGGUAAUCAAAUAGGAAAACUAGCUGAAAUUAAGGAGAAAAUGCCGAUGAACAAUGAGAUGUCGCCGUCAGCAACACCGGCAUCUGUAAGUGAUCGGCCGUUGAUUAAGUCGUUCAGCUCUAAGGAUGCCAGGAUCUCACUUGUGCAAAAGGCAGGAGCAGAAUUCGUUGGAACAUUCAUACUAGUAUUUUCAGCAGCAGGUGGGCCCAUAGUCAACCAAAAAUUCGACGGAGCUGAAUCAUUAUUAGGAAAUGCCGCAUGUUCUGGGCUUGCUGCUAUGAUUGUUAUCCUUUCUAUUGAACACAUUUCAGGGGCCCAUAUUGACCCAGCUGUUACUCUUGCUUUUGCGGCCCUUAAACAUUUUUCAUGGGCCGAAGUGCCCAUUUACAUUGUGGCCCAAUUCAUUGGAGGGAUUUCAGCUGCUUUCUUGCUUAAACUUGGUUAUCACCCUUUUAUGUUGGGUGGUGGUACUGUGCCAUCUACUAGCUUUGGCCAGGCGUUUUUGCUAGAGCUUGUUGCAACUUUCUUCCUUAUGUUCGUCAUCACGGCUGUUGCGACUGAUACACGUGCUGUAAGUUGUGUUAUUUUUCGGAAAUAA